Messenger RNA from Dermacentor silvarum, 2477 nucleotides. RefSeq lists its product as uncharacterized. The transcript is spliced from 5 exons. The record is from RefSeq and is a predicted model, not a curated record. Lineage: Eukaryota; Metazoa; Arthropoda; Arachnida; Ixodida; Ixodidae. Bases 543 to 1133 code for a protein of 196 amino acids.
CUUUGCUUGUUUUUUACUCCUAAAGGGGCCGUAUAGCAAGUUCAUGUUAGAUGUAAACGCCUAAUAAAUAGAUCAUUGUUUUUCGCUGACAUUAAAACUGUUUUGUAAUGUUUUGACGCGCAAGUGGUAGACGCGUGUUGCCAAUUAUUAGCAAGUAUUCGCAUUUUUCGAGCCGUAGUCACACACGCGUCGAUUCCGCAUCCGAGCCAGUCCGAGCCAUUUUGCUGCGCACAGGUAAGAUGGCGGUACGUAGAAGCAGCUGAUCAGUGCGUGUCCCGCAUUUAGUGUACCUUUGCACGUAACACUGCACGAUUAGAUGAGUCUCGGCCUCCGUGGUGUGCUUUCGCCCAAGAAGAAUUUCGGAAGCUGUGAACAUCAUGGAAACCGUGAAAGCGAAGCGCAAGGUGAGUAAACAACAUCGACCUCUUGUGCCUAAUGCCUAGACAGUCGCAUCUGAACAUCUGCGGUGGUCGCGGGAUGCUCACAUUUGCUUUUAUUCGCACAGGAUAGCCAAGAAUCGAUGAAGGUUGGAAAGCAGCACGAUGUACUGCAGCAGAUACUGGAAAACAGGAGGAGGCAGGUUGGGCGGGCUGGAGGGCCGUGUGUUGGACGUCUUGAGCCGCACCGGCCCAGGCUACGCGCCGGUCGAUUUUUUUCCUGAUGACGCCGAGCAGGCAAGCUCCAGCGAGGAAGAGGCCGCUGCCGCCCAUGUGCCUCUCCCGACGGCCCCACCCCAAGUAUCCGUGGGCACAGAGCCGGGGACGAGCGGCACUGCACGACCACCACCUCGGCAGCAGCCCCAAAGACCACCUCGGCUGCAGCCCCUAAGACCACCUCGGCAGCAGCAGCUGCUAGAGGAUGCGGCCUGCAGGGCAGCAGAGGAAUGCGCGAGGCAGAGGCAGCUGGCGGAGGCUGCAAACGUGGAGGCUGUCGCCUUCCACCAGAUGCUUCUUGAGCAACACAGACAGCAUCAUCAACAACUGGUGGAGGAGCAGAGGGCCUCUCGCGUGGUGCAGCAGCAGUUGGUGGUGGAGACGAGGGGUUUGCGGGAGGCGACUGCCCUCGUCGCAGCCACCUUACGCCAGCUCGUCGCUGCCCUCGCCCGUGGCCUCCGCGAGCCGCCUCAGCCGUAGUUAUAUAUAUGUUGUUCAUUAUGUCAUUUGUUUAUUAUUUAAUGUUUCAUAAUGCAUAAUUUAUUGCAAGUUUUUUCUUAUGUUUAGUUCCACUUGCUGAGCAAGUUUGUCUCAGUGAGUGAACUGUAUGUCUAAUGUUUCAUCUUUUUGGUUAGGUGUGUGCUUUCGUUUUGUUGUUUAUGAGCUAUUUAUGUAUUCAUUGCUUUUCAAGGAACAUGUUGACUAAGUAGUCACUUUUAUUUUAGCCACAACAGUGUUUCACACACAAAUGCUGUGAUAACAGGUAUUGAAAUCCACUGUUAUGAUUUUCACACUAUAUUUAUGUUGUUUCCAAUCUUAUUUGCCCUAUGGAACCCACAAGUGGCCAUAUUAUUUAUUUUAGCAACACGUGCGUGUUACUUGCAAUAGUUAUUGUGAUAUAUCAGGUUUCCAUAUCGGUGAUAGCAAUGCAAUCUAGUCCCCAUUGAUGUUGACAAUUUUUUAUACACCCAAUGUAGCCAUUAUUUUACUACAUUCACUGCCAGGCUGUUCUUGUUGGCCUUGUUAUAUGUCAGAUUAUCGAAGUGCACGGUAUUUUUUCACGUUUGUCAUUCCUUAAAGGCGCCGGACUGCACUUUCACACGGGUGGCCCUAUUGUGGCAGUAUUUAUUGCAUAUAGCAUAUAUUUUGUGCUACAAACAUGGAUGCAUAACAGGCAAGUCUUGCAACACCUUUUUGUGCUAUGAAGUUGCUAGGUGAACGCAAAUGAUCGUGGAUGAGCCCAAAGAAAAACAGUAUCAAUGACAGACAUUUAUGUGAUUUAAUGUGUGCCAGCAGCCUUUCACAAUGUAUUAGAUCCCAUUUAGUGGAAACCGUACUGUCACUUUGGCACCGUGAAAUCGUACCCUGUGUACAUUGAUUUGUAUCAUGAUGACUGUUAUUCACUUCGAAUAAAACAUGACACUGAAGAUGUGUUGAAAUUGUUUGUUUACUGUAGGGAUAUGAAGGAACGAGUUUCAAGAACAUCACUGGCACUUGAUAUCACUUUUUACAAAUAUAUGUACAGUUUACAAAUGAAUGUACAUCCAAGGGAGCAUCAUGUGCUUGACAUGCCAGGCGAUCUGUGUCAGCAUGACUUGGCCUGUUGAAAAAGGAACUGUGCGGAAGCUGUGUGGCAAAGCUGUGUGGGGCCUGCAAGGUGUGCAAGAACAGUACAUAUGAUGGAGCGAAAAGUGUGCUUUGCUGCGGCCCAAGCAGGAAGCGAGGAGACGAAGUCCAAUAUCCUCCCAUGCACAGUGCAGACGGCGGUGACAGUGGCGGUGAUGCCAGUAGAUAAAUGCAUCAAGACGACAGUAGCAACAGCAG